Sinocyclocheilus anshuiensis is the source of this 1166-nucleotide messenger RNA. Its product is annotated as kelch-like protein 38. The record is from RefSeq and is a predicted model, not a curated record. Gene Ontology annotation, molecular function: protein binding. NCBI's taxonomy places the organism in Eukaryota, Metazoa, Chordata, Actinopteri, Cypriniformes, Cyprinidae. Bases 168 to 695 code for a protein of 175 amino acids. The transcript is spliced from 3 exons.
AGGCCAGUGCACACCUAGCAACACCGUUUACACGCUUUCUCUCAAAACAAACCAAUGGAGAAUGGGCGAACCCAUGCUGAUGCCUCAAUACACACCAUCAGAGCUCCACCUAUCUACAUUUAAUUUUCGUACUGGGUGGAUUGACGGCUGUAGAGCGAUACGACACCAUGUUCAACCAAUGGGAGGCCAUGGCCCCCAUGCCCACCGCAGUUCUGCACCCAGCUGUAGCUGCGCAUAACCAGAGAAUAUAUGUGUUCGGAGGAGAAGAUGCCAUGCAGAAACCAGUUCAAAUGAUCCAGAUGUACCACAUAGGAAGGAAUCUGUGGUGUAGGAUGGAAACAAGGACGGUGAAGAACGUCUGUGCACCAGCUGCAGUGAUUGAUGAUAAAAUAUACAUUGUAGGCGGCUAUACUAGAAGAAUGGUAGCCUAUGAUGUUAAAACCAACAGGUUUGAAAAAUGUGAAAAUAUGAAGGCCAGGAAGAUGCAUCACUCCGCUACUGUGGUCAAUGACAAGAUCUAUGUCACCGGGGGCCGUUUCAUUAACAGCCAUGAGAGUGUGGAAGAUUCAGACAGCUUUGACUGCUACGACCCAACGACAGACUCCUGGGCGUCAAUGGGAACACUGCCAUUCAAGCUAUUUGACCAUGGCUCAGUACCUCUGGUCUAUCUCUCUGAUAAGUUUCUGCCUACAUGAAUGUAUUUGUGACAAUGUAGCUUAGUCACUUCAUACAAGUUUAUAAAUGUCUGUCUCUUUCUAACCUGUAUUUGACAGAUCAUACUGAGAAAAAUAUAGAGUAAAAAUACAAAGCAUAUUACGUUAGCAAAGUAAUGAGACGCACACAUUUUUCAAAGGUCUCUAAACGUGUUUGCACAUGUUGCUUUUUGAAUGUAUGUGAAGUAUUAGUAAAAUAACUAGUAAUAAUUAUUAAAAUAGCUGAAAAUAUAAAAAAUGAAGCUUAAAUCAUAUAGCAGAUACAAGUAUGAUAUUUUUUUAACUUGAUUUUUGAUUAACAUGUUACCUUUGAAUCUCUGUUCAGUAUUACUUUGCACUUGACACUGUAUAGUUGCACAGUGUAAGUUUACAUGAGUACUUUUAUGUAAAUACAUUCCUUCAUUUUGUAAACUGAUUUCUUAUUCAUGUUUUUUCCCCCCAAGUAUGUAGUGG